CCCACUGCUGGCUGCCCUAGAGUCCUUGGCAGCCCUGCCCUUCCACGGGGUCAACUGUCAUAGCAUGCUAGGGGCACAGAGCUGGACUCUCAGCAGACUGUGAGGCUGAGGUGCCCUAGGGUGCCCUGGUGUGCCCAGCAAGCACAGUGUAUAUCUCCUCCUUAGGCACCAGAGCCAGAGUCAAACCUGCUAUGGACUUCCUGCUCCAGCUUCUCCAGUCGGUCUCAUUUAUCUCGGCAGGCCUGGCCUCAUGGGGUGUCUCCAGUCCCCAGGAUGUGAAGGGCGUGAAGGGGUCCUGCCUCAUCAUCCCCUGUGUCUUCAGUUUCCCGGCUGACGUGAAAGUGACCAAUCGCAUCACAGCCAUCUGGUACUACGACUACUCGGGCAACCGGCAGGUGGUGAGCCAUUCGGAGAACCCCAAGCUGGUGGAGGCACAGUUUCGUGGCCGUGCCCAGUUCCUGGGGCACACGGAGCACAAGAUGUGUACCCUGCUGCUGAAGGACCUGCGGCCUGAGGAUUCGGGCUCCUACAACUUCCGUUUUGAGAUCAGUGAUGUCAACAGCUGGUCUGAUGUUAAAGGCACUGUGGUCACUGUGACAGAGACGCCCGAGACACCCACCAUUGCCUCGGCGGCAGAGCUUCAUGAAGGCACAGAGGCCUACUUCAACUGCUCCACUCCCUACGCCUGCCCGGAGGAGCACAUCAGCCUGCAGUGGCAAGGCCAGGACCCCUCACGCUCGGUCACCUCCAGCUUCCAGAAUCUCAAGCCCACGGGCAUCAGCCACCUGGGGACCCUCCAUAUGGCCCUGUCCUGGCAGGACCACGGCCGGACCCUACAGUGCGAACUCUCAGUGGCCAAGCAGAGGACUCAGGGCAAGAUUCACCUCCAAGUGCAGUAUGCCCCUAAGGGUGUGGAGAUCCUUCUCAGCCCCUCGGGGCGGAACAUCCUUCCAGGUGAUCUGGUCAUACUCACCUGCCAGGUGAACAGCAGCUACCCUGAGGUCAGUUUUGUGCAGUGGACCAAGGAUGGGAUGCAGCUCCAAGUCCAGGGUCGUAUGCUGAAGUUGUCCCAGGCAACCCUGGGCGAUGCUGGUAACUACACCUGCAAAGCUGGAAAUGCCGUGGGCUCCUCAGUCUCACCCCCCAUCAGCCUCCACAUCUUCAUGGCUGAGGUCAAAGUGAGCCCAGCAGGCCCUAUCCUAGAGAACCAGACGGUGACACUGACCUGCAACUUGCCCAAAGAAGCACCCAGCGAGCUGCGCUAUAGCUGGUACAAGAACCACGUCUUGCUGGAGGAUGCCCACAGCCACAUUCUGCAGCUGCACUCAACCACCAGGGCUGAUACUGGCUUCUACUUCUGUGAGGUGCAUAAUGCCUAUGGCAGAGAGCGCUCCGGCCCUGUCAGCGUGGUGGUCAGCUACCCACCCCUUACCCCGGAUCUAACUGCCUUCCUGGAGACACAGGAGGGGCUAGUUGGCAUCUUUCAUUGCUCGGUGGUCAGCGAGCCCCUGGCCACCCUGGUGCUGUCACACAAUGGCCUUGUCCUGGCCUCCACCCAAGGGGAGGGUGACCACAGCUCACGCUUCAGUGUCUUCUCCACCCCUAACUCCCUGAAUCUGGAGAUCCGAAACCUGGGGCCAGCUGACAGUGGGGAAUAUACAUGCUCCGCCACCAACUCCCUUGGGAAUUCAUCCUCUACCGUGGGCUUCCAUGCUAAAGUGGCCCACCUUCUCAUCAGCCCCGCAGCAGAGGUGGUAGAAGGACAAGGAGUGACACUGAGCUGCAGGAGUGGUCUCAGCCCGACGCCUGACAUCCGCUUCUCUUGGUACCGGAACGGAGCUCUGCUUCACCAGGGGCCCCACAGCAGCCUUCAGCUCCCGGCGGCCUCCAGCACCGACGCCGGCUCUUACCACUGUCAGGCUGAGGAUGGUCACACUGCCAGCGGCCCCUCCUCACCUGCCAUCCUCACCGUGCUCUAUGCCCCACGCCAGCCCACGUUCACUGCUCAGCUGGACCCCAAUGCCUCAGGAGUUAGGGCUAGACGUCAAGGGCUACUCUUGUGCCGUGUGGACAGCAACCCCCCAGCCCAGCUUCGGCUACUCCACAGGGACCACGUUGUGGCCUCUUCCCUGCCAUUGGGCUGUGGGGGCUGUUCCCAGCGGCUAAAGGUUACCAGAGCCCCCAACCUGCUGCGUCUGGAAAUUGGUGAGCCAGUGCUGGAGGAUGAGGGUGUGUACCUGUGUGAGGCCAGCAAUGCCCUGGGCAACACCUCUGCCUCUGCAAACUUCGAUGCCCAGGCCACCACCCUGGUCAUCACGCCAUCACACACGCUGCUGGAGGGCACUGGAGCCAACCUGACUUGCAGUGUGAGCCGGGAAGCCAGUGGCCCUGCCAACUUCUCCUGGUUCCGGAAUGGGGCCUUGUGGACCCAGGGCCCCCUGGAGACUGUGACGCUGCUGCCUGUGGCCAGAACAGAUGCUGCCGUCUACGCCUGCCGCAUCCUCACAGAGGCUGGGGCCCAGCUCUCCACCCCGGUGGUCCUGAGUGUGCUCUAUCCCCCUGACCCUCCAAAGCUGUCAGCCCUCCUGGACGUGGGCCAGGGUCACAUGGUAGUGUUCAUCUGCACUGUGGACAGUCGCCCUCUGGCCCAGCUGGCCCUGUUCCAUGAGGAGCGCCUCCUGGCCACCAGCCUGGGGCCCCUGCUCUCCCUCCGUGGCCGUCUCCAGGUCAAAGUCUCAGCCAACUUCCUGCAGCUAGAAGUUCAAGACUUGAGCCUUGGGGACUCUGGAAGCUACCGCUGUGAGGCCACAAAUGUCCUCGGAUCCACCAACACCUCUCUCUUCUUUCAGGUCCGAGAAGCGUGGGUCCAGGUGUCCCCAUCACCUGAGCUCCGGGAGGGCCAGGCUGUGGUCUUGAGCUGCCAGGUGCCCCCAGGGGUCCUGGAGGGGACUUCAUACCUCUGGUAUCAGGAUGGCCAGCCCCUCCCAGAGUCGAACUCGGCCACACUACGCUUUGCAGCCAUUACUUUGAGCCAGGCUGGGGCCUACCAUUGCCGAGCCCAGGCUCCAGGCUCAGCCACCAUGAGCCUGGCUGCUCCUGUCAGCCUCCACGUGUCCUAUGCCCCUCGCCAGGCCACGCUUACCACCCUGAUGGACACAGGCCCCAGGCGACUGGGCCUCCUCCUGUGCCGUGUGAAGAGUGACCCUCCAGCUCACCUACGACUGCUCCACGGGGACCACCUCAUGGCCUCCACCCUACAAGGUGUGGGGGAGCUUGCAAGUAGCUCUCCCCGGCUGCAGGUGACUGUGGCCCACAACACACUUCGCUUGGAGAUCCAUGAUGUAGUGUUGGAGGAUGAGGGCGUCUACACCUGCCAGGCCAACAAUACCUUGGGCCAGGCCUCAGCCUCUGCCACCUUCGAUGCCCAGGCUGUGAGUGUGCAUGUGUGGCCCAAGGCCAUCGUGCAGGAGGGGCAGCUGGUGAACCUGACCUGCCUUGUGUGGACCACCAACCUGACUCAGCCCACCUACACCUGGUACCGUGAUGGGCAGCAGCGCCCAGGUGCCCUCUCCAUCCUUCUGCCCAAUGUCACAGUCAUGGAUGCUGCCUCCUACCGCUGUGGUGUAGUGAGGCCUGGCCAGGCACCCCACCUCUCCAGACCUGUCACUCUGGAUGUCCUCUAUGCACCCCGCAGCCUGCGCCUCACCUACCUCCUAGAGAGCCGUGGUGGACGGCUGGCCCAGGUACUGUGCACUGUGGACAGCCGCCCACCUGCUCAGCUGGCCCUCAGCCAUGCUGGCCGCCUCCUGGCCUCCUCGACUAUGGCUUCUGUCCCCAACACCCUGCGCCUGGAGUUGUGGGAGCCUGGGCCCCGCGACGAGGGUCUCUACAGCUGCUCUGCCCACAGUCCACUGGGCCAGGCCAAUACAUCCCUGGAUCUGCGGCUAGAGGGUGUGCAGGUGACCCUGGCUCCAUCAGCUGCUGUGCCCGAGGGAACCCCCAUCACGGUGACCUGUGAAGACCCUGUUGCCCGCCCGCCCUGUCUCUACACCUGGUACCACAACAGCCGCUGGCUGCAGGAGGGGCCAGCCGCCUCUCUCUCGUUCCCGGCAGCCACACGGGCUCAUGCAGGUGCCUACUCCUGCCAGGUCCAGGAUGCUCAGGGCACUCGCAGCUCCCGGCCCAUAGCCCUGCAAGUCCACUAUGCCCCUCGGGGUGUGAUCCUGUCGUCUUUUCGGGACUCGAGGCUCAGCCCCAUGGCCGUAUUACAGUGUACUGUGGACAGUGAGCCACCUGCUGAGCUGGCCCUGUCCCUCAAUGGCAAAGUGUUGGCCACCAGCCAUGGGGUCCACAGCUUGGCAUCGGGGACAGGCUAUGUCCAGGUGGCCCGCAAUGCCCUGCGGCUGCAGGUGCCAGAUGCAUCCUCAGGUGACAAGGACACCUACGUGUGCACAGCCCACAACUUCCUGGGCUCAGUCAGCACCACGGGUCAGCUGCAGGCAGAAGGUGUGCAUGUGGUGGCCGAGCCGGGGCUGGACAUGCCUGAGGGUGCACCACUGAAUCUGAGCUGCCAGCUCCCUGGUGGCCCUACGCCCAUGGGCAACUCUACCUUCACUUGGUUCUGGAAUGGCCAGCGGCUAGAUGUGGAGCCUGUGGCCACCCUUGCCUUCGCCCACGUGGCCCGUGCCCAAGCUGGGCUGUACCACUGCCAGGCUGAGCUCCCCAGUGGGGCCAGUGUCUCUGCUCCCGUCCUGCUCCGUGUGCUAUACCCUCCCAAGACGCCCACCAUGACGGUCUUUGUGGAGCCUGACAGUGGCAUCCAGGGCAUCCUGGACUGCCGUGUGGACAGUGAGCCCCUAGCCAGCCUGAGCCUCCACCUCGGCAGUAGGCUGGUGGCCUCUAGCCAGCCCUGGGGUGCUCCUGCAGAGCCACACAUCCAUGUCACAGCCACUGCCAAUGCCCUGAGGGUGGACAUGGAGGAGCUGAGGCCCAGUGACCAGGGGGAAUAUGUGUGUUCUGCCUCCAAUGCCCUGGGAUCUGCAUCUGCUUCUACCUAUUUCGGAACCAGAGCCUUGUAUCGCCUGAGUCUGUUCCAGAAGCUAGUCUGGUUUCUGGGGCUGCUGGUGGGCCUCCUCUUCCUGUUGUUGGGCCUGGGGGCCUUCUACACCUGGAGGAGGCAUUUUCGUAAACUGAACAUGGGUGAGAAUUUGGUGGAGAUGACUUCUCAGAAGGAAACCAUGCAGGAGGAGGAGGUCACCAGAAUCUCCGAUGACUUGGGCCUCGUGAACAAGGCAGCAUUGAGUCCCGACUGCCUCUGUGAAAACAACUCUACAUCAUCCGACUUUCUAUGACCUGGCUCCAAACCCCUUGCCAAGAAAAACGGGCAGUGAGAAGUGGAAGUGAAUCCUAAUUUACCCAGGAGAGUGCUGACCCUGGGGGACUCUGAGGAGAAAUGAACUGGCCAUGUUGUCUAUUUCUCUUUUCCUUUUCUGAUUCCUCUCUUUAUCUUCCAGUGGACUGCCCCUCACAUCUUCUUCCUCCAAGUCCACCCUGGACUUCUUAGAUGGAUUAGAAAAGGAGAGGAGCUUCCUACAUCCUCACAGGCUGGUCAAAGCACUCUGUAUUAGCUAGAGUAGAAGUUAGGCUGCUCUAAGAAGAGACCAAAUACAGUAACUUCAACAUGAGGGAAUUUUGUUUUUCUCUCCCAUACUAAUUUGGGUAUGCUAUAGUAGUUUAAGGUGUCAGAAUCUGAGAUCCUUCUAUUUGAUGUUUCUCCACCCCUGAAAUGUUACCUUUGAUUGUGAGGUUCACGGUUGGCCCCCCCUGUGUUCACAUUUCAUCCAGCAAGAAGUGGAAACCAUGUAAGUUGAAGGCACACUGAUUCCCAUUGUGGACACAAUCCACAACUCACCAGUCAUUUCCAGUCACUCCCCAUUGGCUAGAAUUGAGUCACGUGGCCACCCCAAGCUGUAAAGGAUUCUCGGAAAUGUAGUUUUUAUUCUAUUUACAAAGGACUCCCAACCAUGGCCUCAACCCUGAGACUUCUGGCAUUGGUGAGGUUGCUGCCAGCAGGCUACAUUUUUAGUGCCCAUCUACUGAAAGCCAGGACAUGUCUCUGGUCAUUCUGUUCUUGGGUUUCCCAGAGGAGGUGGUCCCUCUCACACAUUAAGGCUGAGGAAAUCAGGAUGGUUUGGUGGUCUCAUCAGUGAUCAAGUGUGCCCCCUCCCUCUCCCUCGGGGGCUUGUGUGCCAGAGGCUGUUAAGCGGAAUGAGGGUCACAAAGAAGGAAUAGCUUGCUCCUGUGAAGUCAGUGCCUGAGAGGAGCUAGUUCUUGGGUGGUCUGGUGACUCCCAUCCCAGCCUGGUGGCAAAUGAUGGGAGGAGCAAAAAGCCUGCCUGGAAUUUGGGAGAGUACCGGGGAGUUGUCAGAGAGGCUCACAGAUUGGGAGGCCGGGUAUGCUCCAUGUAAUCACAGCCAGUGAGCAGCUUCCUGGUCCCAGGUCCCAUUUCUCGUAGUGCCUGAUUGCCAGACUCUUCCUGGGAGCCUGUCUGGCAUGUCCUUCCAAUAAACAGCCAUUCUGUGGCGUGACUGGAGUGAGUCUCCUUCUCACAA
This is a messenger RNA of Nyctereutes procyonoides (raccoon dog), 6611 nucleotides long. It is a transcript of the gene SIGLEC1, whose product is annotated as sialic acid binding Ig like lectin 1. The transcript is spliced from 21 exons. The coding region runs from base 192 to 5351 and encodes 1719 amino acids. NCBI's taxonomy places the organism in Eukaryota, Metazoa, Chordata, Mammalia, Carnivora, Canidae. The record is from RefSeq and is a predicted model, not a curated record.